GCCAGUUGCGUCGAUUACCCUACUACCGGCGGCGCCCUGGCAGUGGCAGUCACCACCACCAACUCCAGAGUCCAAACCCCGUCUCCGCCGCUCUCACUCUCCCCACAAGCCACAAACGCCGGACACGACCUCCCAUCUCUUCUCGUCAGGGGGCAAGAACUCGAUGCAGAUGCCUAUCAUGGCUGGACUGUCCAAGAUUCUCUUCUUCCCCCUUCUCCUCCUCUUCUCCGCCGCCGCCGCCUCGCCGUCGUCGGACGCGGAGGCGGUCUCCCGGUUCCAGGAGUACCUCCGCAUCGACACCGCGCAGCCGGCGCCGGACUACGCCGCGGCGGUUGCCUUCCUCCGGGACCAGGCGGCGGCCGCCGGGCUCGAGGCGCGGACUCUGGAGCCCGCCGCCGGCAAGCCCCUGCUGCUGCUCCGGUGGCCCGGGCGGCGGCCGUCGCUCCCUUCCAUACUUCUCAACUCCCACACCGACGUCGUCCCGUCGGAGCCCAAGAAGUGGGAGCACGGGCCUUUCUCGGCCGCUCUCGACGAGGCAUCCGGCCGCAUCUACGCGCGUGGCUCCCAGGACAUGAAGUGUGUGGGGAUGCAGUAUCUUGAAGCCAUCCGUCGUCUCCGUGAUGCGGGCUUUGUCCCAGACCGGAACAUCUAUAUAACAUUUGUCCCCGAUGAGGAGAUUGGUGGACACGAGGGUGUUGAGCCAUUUGUUGCAUCAAAGGAAUUCAAAGAGCUAAAUGUGGGUCUGGUUCUUGAUGAGGGACUUGCAUCCCCUGGGGAGGAGUACCGGGUCUUUUAUGCAGAGCGUAGCCCUUGGUGGCUUACUAUUAAAGCAAAGGGAGCACCAGGGCAUGGUGCAAAGCUGUAUGAUGGUAGCGCGAUGGAGAAUUUAAUGAAGAGUGUGGAGGCUAUUCGAAGGUUCAGGACUGCUCAGUUUGAUUUGGUUAAGUCUGGAGAGAAAGCUGAAGGGGAUGUUGUAUCUGUGAAUUUUGCGUACUUGAAGGCUGGGACACCAACACCCACGGGUUUUGUGAUGAAUCUACAACCAUCUGAAGCAGAGGUAGGUAUUGACAUCAGAAUCCCUCCUAGUGUUCAUACUGAAGCACUAGAGAGGCGUCUUGUCGAAGAAUGGGCACCUGCUUCACGCAACUUGAGCUUUGAGUUUAAACAGAAGGGCUCUGUCCUUGACAACUUUGGGAAGCCAGCCAUGACAACUGCUGACAGCUCAAACCCAUGGUGGCCUGUGUUUGAAGAAUCUGUGAAGAGAGCUGGUGGCAAACUUGGUAAGCCGGAGAUAUUUCCGGCCUCUACUGAUGCUCGUUAUUUCCGGGAACUUGGCAUUCCAGCGUUCGGGUUCUCUCCUAUGGCGAACACCCCAAUACUGCUCCAUGAUCAUAAUGAGUUCCUGAGCAAAGAUGAGUACCUCAAAGGAAUUGGGAUAUAUGAGUACAUUAUUAAGGCACUGGCCACACACAAAGAUGACACCAUCGAGAGUGAAUCUAGGGCAGAGCUAUGAGGAAAGAUGAUCUUAUCUCGCAACGGUGGAAUUCUCGCUGCAUGAUUGUAGUGCAGAAGCAGGUUUUGACAAACACAUGCUCUGAUUCUGCCCCGUGGCCAUAGCUAAACCACAAAUACGGUCCUUGUACAUCUCUAAUAAUUAGAUCUAAAAUAAUUGGUGAUACACAUCAGUAAUUCUUCAGCAUAUAGUACUUAAAUAAGUGAUGGUAUUUUAUUCUCGGCAUAAUUCAUGUUACUGCUGCUACUUGAUGCCUCAGUGCUGUAUAAACAUGUGUGUCUGUGUCUCUUCUGAAGUAGUCACUGGUAUGAACCUCCCAAAUAAAUAUUCUUUACCGAA
Messenger RNA from Lolium rigidum, 1852 nucleotides. RefSeq names its product aminoacylase-1. The record is from RefSeq and is a predicted model, not a curated record. NCBI's taxonomy places the organism in Eukaryota, Viridiplantae, Streptophyta, Magnoliopsida, Poales, Poaceae. Gene Ontology annotation, biological process: amino acid metabolic process. The transcript is spliced from 5 exons. Gene Ontology annotation, molecular function: aminoacylase activity. Gene Ontology annotation, cellular component: cytoplasm. Bases 164 to 1513 code for a protein of 449 amino acids.